Molecule: messenger RNA, 1742 nt
Organism: Olea europaea var. sylvestris
Lineage: Eukaryota; Viridiplantae; Streptophyta; Magnoliopsida; Lamiales; Oleaceae
Product: nudix hydrolase 15, mitochondrial-like
Exons: 4
Coding region: 230-1027 (265 amino acids)
Biological process (GO): coenzyme A catabolic process
Molecular function (GO): acetyl-CoA hydrolase activity; coenzyme A diphosphatase activity
Source: RefSeq, a predicted model, not a curated record
GCCUUUUCAUGGAGAUACGGCCGACAACAGGACCAGUAUUCAAAAAUUGAAUUGCCGCACACCUAGAUUCCAACCAUUAUCCAAUAAUUAAGAUAGCAAGGCUAGGCAGAUUAAACGUAAUUUAGUUCCUACGCUCCCACUAAUUCGAAGAACUUUAAUAUCUUCUCUAGCGUUUUCAUCAACCUCAUUAUCAUCUCCAAUCGCUCAUUCUCUCUCAAGAUUCACCUUCAUGGAUUCUUGUGCGCCCAACAAUUUUGGGGCUUCACAAAAGCUUGUGGCUUUAGCUCAACAGCUGCGCCAAUACAAGCCACCUCCAAUACCAUUUGAUGAUGAUAACAAGGAACAAAAAUUGGAGGAGAGUGCAGGGAAAUUGGUUUCCCAAUUGGGUUUUGCUGAAUCUGUAACCCCCGUUGCUCAACAGCCACCUGAGAGGUUCAGACCUAAGAGAGCUGCAGUCCUCAUCUGCCUCUUUGAAGGGGAUUCUGGAGAGUUUAGAGUCAUUCUCACUAAGAGAUCGUCAAAGCUUUCCACUCAUUCUGGUGAAGUUUCAUUGCCUGGAGGUAAGGCAGAUGAGGCAGAUGCCAAUGAUGCUGAGACAGCAACUAGGGAAGCAAAAGAAGAAAUCGGGUUGGAUCCUUCCCUUGUAAAUGUUGUCACUUGUCUUGAACCAUUCUUGUCAAAGCAUCUCCUUAGAGUAAUCCCUGUUAUUGGCAUACUGUCCAACAAGAAGGACUUCAAUCCCUCUCCGAAUGCUGCUGAAGUAGAAGCUGUAUUUGAUGCUCCCUUGGAAAUGUUUCUCAAGGAUGAAAAUCGAAGAUCAGAAGAAAGAGAGUGGAUGGGCGAGAAGUAUCUGAUCCAUUUUUUUGACUAUGAAAUGAACGAUGAAAAGUACCAGAUAUGGGGUUUAACUGCCGGAGUUUUGAUUAGGGCAGCAUCAAUUGUGUAUCAGAAGCCACCUGCUUUCCUAGAGCAAAAUCCCAAAACCAAAGUUCCUAGGGUCGUGAAGAAAGAUACUAAAAUGCCUUAAUUUAGACCAAAACCUGUUCCAUUAUAACCACUUUUCUUAGCUCCUAUAUGCUGGAUACUCCUGCUCAGCUUAUGCAAGUUAUAUGUUUUCUUGGUAGAUAAUUUCAUAUUGUUAAAACCAAAAUUAAAUUCUAAAAAAGUAAAAACCUUCCAGGUUAGGUGUCUCAAAUCUUCUGCUAACCAUUUCCAAACAAAAUGUGCAUUUCUAAGACUUCAUAUGAGCUGGAGAUGAGGGAAUAAUUAUGAGUGCUUACUCCUUGGACCCCAUUGAAUCAGUGGAUAUUGUCUAUACCUCUAUGUGGUUGUGUGUAAGUUCUUCUUGAUUACUCUUAUUUCUUUCUGAAACGGAUAUUACCCUUUUUAUGGAGUUCCAUGGACUGCAUAAUUUUCACUAUAAGGUUUGAGUGAGUUACAGGUGAAGUGAUUUGAGCUACUAAUGGAAACGUGUUUUAACGGUUUGAGGGAAAGAACUCAUUCUCAAUAAUAGAAGGGUCUCCACUGCUUCAAUUCUUCCUGAAGUGGAGCAGCAGAAGAAUUGAAAUGUUUCUGAUCUUGGGGCAGAACAGGUAUUUGUUCUGGAUGUAUUAUUUAUUGUAUUCUUGUGACUGGUAUAGAACUUUGUACUCUAAAACUGUGGAAUGUUGAAAUUUUAAAGUUUGAGAAGAAGCCAGUUUCUGUAAAUGCAUUGGUUUUAAAUCAGUUUUAACUGAUUCAUG